AUGGUCCUCAAAGUCGUCCUUCCAAAGUUAACUCCACAGACAAAGCCUUUCGCUAAUGCUCUCAAGGUUGUCCUUGCCGCCCUCGUUGCCGGUGUCAAAUUCCAACAAAUUCCUGGCGAUGCAGUAACCGUUGAGACCAACAACGGAACUACUUUGACCGAUGCCAACGUUGCUGUCAAGUACAUUCUCAACGUAUUGACAUUUGACGGAUCGGAGACCGCUCUCUUGCAAAGUGCAGCUAUUGAACAAGAAGAAGGUAUCUCUCGCUUGGUGUUACAAAAGAGCACACACGAGGCUUUCAAGAUCUUGGAUGGUUAUAUGACCAAGUAUGGUUCAAAGAUGUUCAGCUCGGGCGACAAGUUGAAUGCUGUGGAUGUCAUUUACUUUGGUACUCUUUACGAAUUCUUGAACAACAAUGAGGACAGCGGCAAAUACCCUGCAUUGAACACAUGGUUCACCAAUGUGUCAAAGUUGCCAGCUAUUGCAUCAGCUCUUGAGACCGUGGAUAAGCUGAUCUCCAAGGCUGCCAAGAAGAAGAUGGCUGGUGCUGAUCGCAAGUCUACCAACAAGCAAACAGAAGUUGGUGAACUUAACCCCGAGACUCAAAAGAUCAAGACUGAAAAAUUCAUUACUGUGCCUGAUGGCAAGACCAAGAUUCUUCCCAAGGAUGGUGAACGAAAUGUGCUUAUUACAUCCGCCUUGCCCUAUGUUAACAACAUCCCCCAUCUUGGCAACAUUAUUGGCUCUACUUUGAGCGCUGAUUGUUACGCUCGUUACUGCCGUGCUCGUGGUUACAAUACUCUUUACAUCUGUGGUACCGAUGAAUAUGGCACUGCCACUGAAACCAAGGCUUUGGAAGAAGGCGUCUCUUGCCGCGCUCUUUGUGACAAGUACAAUGCUAUUCACAGCAACGUGUACAAGUGGUUCCAGUUGUCUUUUGACCACUUUGGCCGCACCACCACCGACAACCAAACCGAGAUUGCUCAGGACAUUUUCAACAAGCUUCAUGCACAUGGUUUCACCAGCGAAAAUGUCAUGACCCAGCUUUUCUGUGAAAAGUGCCAAAGAUUCUUGGCUGAUCGUUAUGUCGAAGGUGUUUGCCCCAACUGCAAGUACAAUGAUGCACGUGGUGAUCAAUGCGAUUCUUGUGGCCGUUUGUUGAAUGCUACUGAACUCGAAGAACCCCGCUGCAAGUUGGAUGGUACUCGUCCCAUUACUAAGGACUCGAAGCACAUCUUUUUGGAUUUGGAUCGUCUCCAAGGUGAUAUUGAAAAGUUCAAUGCUCGUGUCAACGUUGAAGGCAAGUGGUCUUCCAAUGGUGUUCACAUUACCCAAUCUUGGUUGAAGGAAGGAUUGCGUCCUCGUUGCAUUACUCGUGAUCUCAAGUGGGGUACUCCUGUUCCUGUGCCUGGUUUCGAGAACAAGGUGUUCUAUGUCUGGUUUGAUGCUUGUAUUGGAUACCCCAGCAUUACAUCAUGCUACACCGAUGAAUGGGAAAAGUGGUGGAAGAACCCCGACAACGUCAAGCUCUAUCAAUUCAUGGGCAAAGACAAUGUUCCUUUCCACUCUGUCAUCUUCCCUGGUUCCCAACUUGGUACCAAGGAUAAGUGGACUAUGGUGCACCAUAUCAGCACUACAGAGUACUUGAACUAUGAAGGUGGCAAAUUCUCAAAGUCCCGUAACAUUGGUGUGUUUGGUACCAAUGCUGAGGAGAGUGGUAUCUCGCCCUCUGUCUGGCGCUACUAUCUUUUGUCUUCGCGUCCUGAGACUAGCGAUUCGAUGUUUACAUGGAACGAAUUUAUUACCAAGAACAACAGCGAGCUUUUGAAUAACCUUGGCAACUUUGUCAACCGUGUCAUCAAGUUUGCCCUUGCCAAAUACGAUGGUGUUGUUCCUGAAGCUGAUUUGUCGGGUGAUGCUGAACAAGCAUUGAUCAAGGAUGUCAACGAGCUCUUGGGUCAAUACGUGGAUACAAUGGAGAACGUCAAACUUCGCCAAGGCUUGAGCAUUGCCAUGUCGAUCUCGGCACGUGGUAACGUUUACUUGCAAGAAUCCAACCUCAGCAACACACUCUUCACUGAAACUCGUGGCAAGUGCGAUGCUGUCAUCAACCUCGCUCUCAACCUUAUCUACUUGUUGUCUUCUCUCCUUUAUCCUUACAUGCCCGCUACUUCCGAGAGCAUCUCACGUCAACUCAACGCACCUCUUGGCGCCAUUCCUGAUACUUUUGUAUGCAACAUCCUUGCUGGACACAAGCUUAACGGUGCAGCUUAUCUCUUCUCCAAGAUCGAUGAAAAGAUGGAGCAGGUCUGGAAGGAUAAAUAUGGUGGCUCGAGUAACGCCUAG
Molecule: messenger RNA, 2346 nt
Organism: Lichtheimia ornata
Lineage: Eukaryota; Fungi; Mucoromycota; Mucoromycetes; Mucorales; Lichtheimiaceae
Product: methionine-tRNA ligase
Exons: 10
Coding region: 1-2346 (781 amino acids)
Biological process (GO): methionyl-tRNA aminoacylation
Cellular component (GO): cytosol; aminoacyl-tRNA synthetase multienzyme complex
Molecular function (GO): methionine-tRNA ligase activity; ATP binding
Source: RefSeq, a predicted model, not a curated record